GAGACGCCAGACCAGGAGCUCGGCUUCGCGCCAAGUGAAGACGUCGAGGUCAUGAUCCGGGAGGCCACCGAGAGCCCCCAAGGCCAGGCUACGGACGCAGAGGUCCCCGAGGAACCCGAAAUCGUCGCGGCGGCCGAUGGCUGCAACGCCUCGGCCGAGGCCCCCGAGGGCGAAGGCGAGGCUCCGCUCGAUCACGCCGAGGCCCCCGCGGGCGAGAGCCAGGCCGAGGCCCCCGAGGGCGCGGGCGAGGCCGAGGCACCCGAUGGCGAAAUCGCCCAGCCCGACUUGGACCCCGUCAGCGACGCCCCGCCGCGCGAGCCCUACCUGCGCCUGCCGAUGGAGGAGCUCGCGCCUCGGCGGGUCGAGCUCAGGAUCCGCCAGGUCCUCCAGGGCGAGGUCUUCGGCCCGAGCCUCGAAGUCGGCCAGCGCUGGCUGCGGGGGCCGCCGCGGGAAGGCCUCGCGGGCUUCUGGCGCGGCUUCGUCACGGCGACCAUCCACGGCCCACCGCGCGGGCCCUUCUUCGAGUUCGUGAACCUCUGGGGCACGCGGACGCCACCUGGCACGAUGACUCCAUGCUGGAUCGCGGAGCCCUGGGCGCCUCCAGAAGCAGGCCUUGGCGGAGGCCCGCUGACAGGGCUGCCGCCAGCGGGCGAAGGCGGGCAGCCACCUGAAGAAGGCGGCGGCGAGUGGGGCGCGCAUCUCGAGGACGAGGGGGGCGUGAUCGACGUGCCCCCCGAGAUGGAGUUCGCGUUCCUGGACGGCCGCCCGAUGGCUCGGCCCGAGGACUCGGCCCCCCACGCGCGCUGGGCCUUCCACGAGAG
Prorocentrum cordatum is the source of this 821-nucleotide messenger RNA. Lineage: Eukaryota; Dinophyceae; Prorocentrales; Prorocentraceae. The record is from the annotation of a GenBank genome assembly.